Messenger RNA from Bradysia coprophila, 1864 nucleotides. It is a transcript of the gene ebi, whose product is annotated as transducin beta like ebi. Gene Ontology annotation, cellular component: histone deacetylase complex. Gene Ontology annotation, molecular function: protein binding; transcription corepressor activity. The record is from RefSeq and is a predicted model, not a curated record. Gene Ontology annotation, biological process: regulation of transcription by RNA polymerase II. NCBI's taxonomy places the organism in Eukaryota, Metazoa, Arthropoda, Insecta, Diptera, Sciaridae.
AACUUCAUACGCUGACAUUUAUGGCGUCGUGUUUUCAUUAUUGCGGACAUUGAUAGUAUAAUUAACAUUUUGCAAUUAAUUGAAGGUUUCCUACAUCGUUUGUGUUGUAAAAUCGUAACUACUUGAUAAUUUACUUGCUGGUUACAGCAAACUGUCGACCGAAAAUGAGUUUUUCCAGCGAUGAAGUCAAUUUCCUUGUUUACCGUUAUCUGCAAGAAUCUGGUUUUAACCAUUCGGCCUAUACGUUCGGCAUCGAGUCCCACAUAUCGCAGAGCAACAUAAAUGGAGCUUUGGUACCACCAGCAGCAUUGUUGUUAAUGCUACAAAAGGGACUGCAAUACACUGAAGCCGAAAUAUCGAUUGCGGAAGAUGGCACAAUCACUCGUCUAACCGAAGGACUGAGUUUAAUUGAUGCGGUCAUGCCGGAAGUGAAAUUCCAAAAAGUUCCAAUUAAACCAACCGAAAUCAAACAAGACACCAUCAAAACGGAACCAGUUGCCGACACAAAUGGAGGAGAACCGGUUGCAGCGGCACCAGCCAGCACAGAAAACAUGGACGUUGAUCAGAGCAUUGAAAUACCGCCAUCAAAAGCCACUGUUUUGCGUGGACAUGAAAGUGAAGUGUUCAUUUGUGCAUGGAAUCCCAGUACCGAUCUCUUGGCUAGUGGUUCCGGUGAUAGUACAGCCAGAAUUUGGGAUAUGUCCGACAAUUCAACGAGCCCGAAUCAAUUGGUUUUGCGGCAUUGCAUUCAAAAAGGCGGUACAGAGGUGCCUAGCAACAAAGACGUCACAUCGUUGGAUUGGAACUGUGACGGUAAUCUACUAGCUACUGGAAGUUAUGACGGAUACGCCCGUAUUUGGACUACUGAUGGACGGCUAGCCAGCACAUUGGGGCAGCAUAAAGGACCGAUUUUUGCGCUAAAGUGGAACAAACGCGGGAAUUAUAUUUUGUCAGCUGGGGUUGAUAGGACCACAAUCAUUUGGGAUGCAGCUACUGGACAAUGCACACAACAAUUCUCUUUCCAUUCGGCUCCAGCAUUGGAUGUCGAUUGGCAAACAAACACUUCGUUUGCCAGUUGCAGUACAGAUCAACGCAUUCACGUGUGUAAGCUUAGCGUCGACAAGCCAAUCAAGUCUUUCCAGGGACACACGAAUGAAGUGAAUGCCAUUAAAUGGGAUCCCCAAGGCCAGCUGUUAGCUUCGUGUUCCGACGACAUGACAUUAAAGAUUUGGUCAAUGAAACAGGAGACAUGCGUACACGAUCUGCAGGCUCAUUCAAAGGAAAUUUACACAAUCAAAUGGUCACCAACGGGACCAGGCACAUCCAAUCCCAAUAUGAAUCUGAUUCUGGCUAGUGCGUCAUUCGAUUCGACAGUACGACUGUGGGAUGUAGAACGUGGCGCCUGCAUACACACGCUAACCAAGCAUACCGAACCGGUAUAUUCGGUUGCCUUUAGUCCAGAUGGCAAAUACUUGGCAUCGGGUAGCUUUGACAAAUGUGUGCACAUUUGGAGCACCCAAAGUGGGCAGCUGGUGCACAGCUACAAAGGAACUGGAGGAAUAUUCGAAGUUUGCUGGAAUUCACGCGGCAGCAAAGUUGGUGCUAGUGCUUCAGAUGGAAGUGUUUUCGUUUUGGAUUUGAGAAAAUUAUAACAACAAUCGUGCGGCGUUUAAAGACGAUCGUUUGGCAAUGUGUUGCGACAACAUCGCUCAUUACUUUUAGUGUAUAUUGUCAUCACAGCCAAUGUGUAGUGUAACCGGCGUCAUUAUUAUUUUAUAUAUAUUAUGUACCGCUACACAGCAGUGACUGUAACUCUUCGUAUUCUUUUUCUUAUUAAACAAAAAUAAAAUUUUAUUUCACAUCA